AUGGCAACGGAGCGGGUUUCUGAACGAACUAUUAAAUGUAAAGUUGUAGUGGUCGGAGAUUUAAGCGUGGGUAAGACUUUACUAGUGAACACAUUUGUAAACAGAGAGGACCAGGAUGAUUUAUCUAAAUCUAGUCAGUUCUCCAGCUCGUCCAAAGGUUUUCCAUCUAGGACGGGAUACGCUAGUAAAGCUACUACCUUCAUAUCUACAGAGAGCAAGGUCGUCAAACUGGAUAUCUGGGAUACGGCUGCUACAAGUAAGUGUUUACUGUGCUUUUCAAAACUAUUACGUUUUCCUGUACCGUGCUUAUUACCACUAGACUCUGUAGUGGACAGAUGGAAUACCUUUGGUAAUGAAAUGGCUUUAUUUUUUCACUCCCUGGUGAAUGAUAUUACUGUCGAAAAACACCAUUCUAAUGUGUUGUUUCACCAGCCUUCCGAUGGUCAGAAAUCUCAGCGACAAAAUAACAUUCACUUUAGUCAGAUUCUUUUCACUGACGAAAAUUCAAAACGAGAUUUCAGCAGAAAUAUUGCAACAAAACAACAAACAGGGGAUAUCCGACAUCGCCAGUGGAGGGAGGCGGAAGACAUGAAAUUUCUAUCACUUAACAAAAGCCAUCACACGAACAAUACACUGAUAACAGAAAAUAUUGGUUUGAACAACAAAGGAAGUGCUCCGAAAGAACCCUAUGUGGAACUUAAAGUGAAAGUGAUAUUUCUUGGAUCAAGUGGUGUUGGAAAAACAGCUAUGUUCGAAACCUUUGAAAACGAAGGUUGUGACUAUACUCAAGUGAGACAGCGGCAAAAUAAUCUUGUGCGAACCUCAAAUGCUUCACUUCCAAGGAAAGCAUCAUACAAUUCGGACGUAAAACGAGUUAACGGAAAAGUGAAAAUGACAGUCUGUGAUACUGCAGGUCAGGAGAGGUACCGGAGUCUGACCUCCUCCUACUACAGAGGAACACACGGCUGCCUCAUCUUAUUUGAUGUUACAAAAGGACAUACUUUCGACAGCGUCCAAUCGUGGUAUAAUGAUCUGCAAGCUUACUGCACUUCACCAGAAAUGAUCUCAACGAUUCUAGUCGGAAAUAAUUGUGACGCAGAAGAGCGAGAGGUUCCGAGAGAAAAGGCAGAAAAACUAGCGGAACACAUUGGAAUACCUUACAUGGAAGUGCGUAGUGAUAAUACCCAUACUGUGAAUGGCGUUUUCGAAACACUUGCAGAUAUGAUUAUUGACAAGUACAAGCUUCACCCAUCUCUGAAUACAGAAUCUACCUCAACAAUGCUCCCCAGACCAUCGAAAAAACCUAGCACAUGGUGCUUUUGUUGA
Ylistrum balloti is the source of this 1326-nucleotide messenger RNA. RefSeq names its product ras-related protein Rab-26-like. Gene Ontology annotation, molecular function: GTP binding; GTPase activity. The record is from RefSeq and is a predicted model, not a curated record. NCBI's taxonomy places the organism in Eukaryota, Metazoa, Mollusca, Bivalvia, Pectinida, Pectinidae.